UAACCUCAAAAAGUGACAGAUAAGACAGAUUGCAUAAAGAGACAAAUACAGAUGUUUUGAUUUUCCAAAGGUUAUUUUUCUGUGAAAAAUAUACUUUUAGUUGCAACUGAUAGCCUAAAAUACUAUUAACAUGACUUCGGCACUGAUAAGUGCUAUCAAAAGGCUGCACAUUUCAGUAGUGCCUCAAAUUCGGGUAUUUUCUUCAAAUGCCGUUUCUGUGAGCUCUUUGGAUCAAAACACCUUAAGUAUUACAAAGAAGGAUUGGGCUUUUAAACCUCAAUACACAAAGCCCCGCGAGGUAUGGAUUGAAAACAUAGAUACGAUCGAAGAACAAAAAUUGGGGUUAUUUGAGUUGCAUCCAUUGGUCUAUGCUGCCUCGCCCAGAAUUGACAUUAUUCAUCAAAAUGUUAUAUGGCAAAAGAAAAUAAGGUUUGUAUCUUGGGCUCACACGAAGACUAGAGCGGAAGUAAGGGGUGGUGGUAGAAAGCCGUGGCCACAGAAGGGCUUGGGUCGUGCUCGUCAUGGUUCCAUUCGCUCCCCACUAUUCCGCGGCGGUGGUGUCGCCCACGGCCCUCGCUCCGGCAAAACCCACUUCUUCAUGCUACCUUUUCACCUUCGCCUAAAUGGACUAACCACAACAUUAUCAGCAAAACUAGCCCAAGAUGAUCUACAUAUAGUAAAGGACUUGAUACUGCCCACAGAUAACCCGGAAUAUUUAAAUGAUCUUAUUGAGAAGAGAAAUUGGGGCCCUUCAGUGUUGCUUGUUGAUGACACUGAUUAUGCACCAAGAAACAUUACAGUGGCUACAGACAGCAUACCUCAUGUCAACAUUAUACCAGUCUAUGGUCUGAAUGUAUUCUCCAUGUUGAAACAUGAUACCCUUGUGCUAACUCAAGCAGCUGCCGAGAGAAUUGAGGAAAGAUUAUUGAAAUGGCUCAAUGCCGAUACAAGAAGACAGCAACAAGCUUACAAAUUAAAUCAAGUUUAGUAAAGAAUGUAUGGUUUCUGAAAGCUGUAUUUGUAAGGCAUUUGUAGACAUGAUGAACAGAACAAAUGUAAUUAACAAACCUAUAUUAAUUUCUGUUUACCACUUUGUUCAAUUAUGAAGUGUAAGUCAUUUUGUGGGCUUGUUUUAUCCAUAAGGCAUCAGCUGUUAUUGUAUAGUAGUGUAAAAAAUAUAGCAAAAUAAUAAAA
Molecule: messenger RNA, 1194 nt
Organism: Trichoplusia ni (cabbage looper)
Lineage: Eukaryota; Metazoa; Arthropoda; Insecta; Lepidoptera; Noctuidae
Gene: mRpL4
Product: 39S ribosomal protein L4, mitochondrial
Exons: 2
Coding region: 131-988 (285 amino acids)
Biological process (GO): translation
Cellular component (GO): ribosome
Molecular function (GO): structural constituent of ribosome
Source: RefSeq, a predicted model, not a curated record